UCCUGAUCUGACAGUGAGACAAGAUGGCGGCGCCCAGCAGAACGCAGGUGUUAUCGCUGUAUCGGAUGCUUUUAAGGGAAAGCUACAAAUUCCCUUCGUAUAAUUACAGGACGUACGCCCUGCGACGGGUUCGUGAUGCGUUCAGAGAGAACCGCAGUGUCGAGGACCCCAAGGUUCAGGAGCAGCUGUUGAACAAAGCACGUGACAAUCUGGCCAUCAUCCAGAGACAGGUAGCCAUCGGAAAGAUGUACGAGGUUCAACGGACUGUAGUGGAUUCCAAGCAAAAGAAAUUCAUCUAAUUGGACAUGAGAGCUCUCUGUGGAGAAGGACCAUGGCUUUUCAGGAAGCCAUUGACGGUCUAACACAUGUCGAGGGACGCUCAUGAUGCUGUUCAAGCAGUGGCUCGCUGUAUACGUUCACUGUUCCCAGACCACUUACACUCUUACUGCCUCUUUAUAAAGUCAACCGUGCUGACAUGCACAUUUCACUGAGGGCAAAUACAGCAAUGCAAACACACCACACACCCUGCUGUUACAGCUCACUGUUAGGAGUCAGAAUCUAUUUUUUUUUUCUUUUUUCUUUUUUUAUUGGUAGAUAAAUGUCAUGUAUGUGUUUCUUGUCCUGCUUCAUUAAAGGGAUGUUACUUUAAGAAACCACAGGCUGGAUGAAAAUGAUUCCUGAUAAGUAAGUCAUGUAAACAGCAUCUAAGUAUCACGUGUGAAGGAACGCGGUGACUUUGCAUGUUGGGGUUAAAGGUUUCAAGGCCAAGAGAUUUAAAAUAGAUUAGUUUGUUAGUUUUUUAGGUACGGAUGACCCAGUGAGCUCGAGUAUAAGGUCUAAAGAUCAUGUUGCACAAUUCUAAACGCAGUAGGAUAAAUACAGGGUUGGAGCGAGGACAAAAAAACUUUGAACUGGGUUCCCCUUAAUACUGAUAUGGGUUCUAGUUCUAGUAGUGCUUAAAACUUCAAAAGCAUUGAAAGAACAAAAUCGUUCAUGCUAAAUUUAAUGGCAAGUCUCAAAAAGAAGUUCGUGCAUAAUUUUUUAUCCCCGAUUUCAGUGUAGAAAAAAUACAUCUCUGCCGAAAACAGAUGAGGAAUUCCCUUAAAAAAUUGCCGUACCUAGAUGACAUUCUAAAAUCCAACACAAAUUGAACAAAAAUAACAUAAA
Clarias gariepinus (North African catfish) is the source of this 1167-nucleotide messenger RNA. It is a transcript of the gene lyrm4b, whose product is annotated as LYR motif-containing protein 4B. The record is from RefSeq and is a predicted model, not a curated record. Bases 24 to 299 code for a protein of 91 amino acids. The transcript has 3 exons. NCBI's taxonomy places the organism in Eukaryota, Metazoa, Chordata, Actinopteri, Siluriformes, Clariidae. Gene Ontology annotation, cellular component: mitochondrion; L-cysteine desulfurase complex. Gene Ontology annotation, biological process: iron-sulfur cluster assembly.